AUGACGCCGCGCAAGGACCUGCUGGACGACGUACGCGCUGCACCAAUUAACGAGGUGUGCUCCGCCUCUGGACACGCGCUGAAGGUGGCUGGUGCAGGACGAGCUGCGCCGAAGGGAGCGGAUGGCAAGCCGGUGGUGCUGCACGACGUUCUCCUCCACCCUGACCUCAAGGCCAACCUCAUCUCCCUCCGUAAGCUUGCCAAGGCUGGGGGGGAGUGCAACGCCGUUGGAGGGGUUGGCAUAAAAGUGUCGGCCAGAUCUGGAGAGACGGAGUGGGCAACGGCACACCGAUGCUUGGGGCAUGUGGCAAUGCCUUUGCUGAAGCAGCUGGAGAAAGAUGGAGCCGUUAAGGGCUUGAAGCUGAACGGACAGCCACCCGAUGAGAACUGUGAAAUUUGCCUGCUUUCAAAGUUCACCCGUUUCCCUUUCCAUAGUGUGGCUGGCAGGAGCAAGAAGCCAUUGGAGCUGGUCCACAUGGACUUGGUGGGGCUGCUGCCGGUGCAAGGGCAAAAGGAGAAGCGGUAUUUCCUUACAAUUGUGGAUGACUGGAGCAGGCUGAUGUGGGCGUAUCCGCUGAAGCAGAAGGACCACGCCGCCUCCACGAUACGGGACAAUUGGCUGCCAUUCGUGGAGAAGCAGGCAGAGUGUGUAGUGAAGCGGAUUAGGACAGACCAGGGUGGUGAGUUCCUUGGAGCUGAAAUGACGGCCUGGCUCAAGAAGCAGGGCAUCCAAAGGGAGCUGACUACGGCUUACACCCCACAGUCCAACAGUCACGCUGCCGUCGCUAGGAACAAGGUGCUCACCAAGGUUGGGGAUGACUCGUGGGUGCCGUUAGAGAGGUGGCUUGGGAGGAAGCCGUCGGUGGACAUGCUGAGGGUGUUCGGUUGCAUGGCAGUCGCCCACGUCCCCAAGACCUACCGCAGUAAGUUGGGGGCAAGUGCAAUCUGGUGUGUGCAUUUGGGGCUGGCUGCUGAGAGCAAGGGAUGGCUGCUGUGGGAACCAUCCAAGGGUGUGUUGUUUGACAGCAGGGAUGUGAAAUUCAUUGAGGGCAUGAUGUAUGGGAGCUGGGAGAAACAGCCGGAGGCCCGGGUGUCCCAGCAGAUGGAGCAGAUCACCAUGCAGCUGGACCUGACUCCUAGUGUGUGGGAGGAGGGAGAGGAGGCAGCUGCGACGAAUGGUGAUGGAGAGAAGGUACAGGAGGCAUCUGCUGGUGGAGAAAAUGGUGUGGAAACUGGCGGCAGCACUAGUGGAGCUGCUGGAUCCGAGGGAGGAGAGCAACAGCAGGGGAAAACUAAGAAGCCGAAGGGUGUCGUUAUGAGGGGAUGGGAGACACCCGUCUCCAGGCCAGGACGUACCCGUAUGGCUACUAAGAAGCUGACUGCAGGAUCAGGUGUAGUGGAGCAGCAGCUUGGGACCGAGGAGGCAAUGCUGAUUCUACCUCAUGGCUAUGACCCGGAUGAGGAGGACGAGCCUGCAUAUUAUUUUCUUGCCCCUGCACCAGAGGAACCAGCUAGCAUGGAGGAGGCACUAGCUGGACCAGAUAGGGACAAGUGGUUGGCUUCUAGGGAUGCUGAGUACCAGAGCCUGCUAGAGAAUGGGACAUGGGAUCUGGUGGUGCUGCCCGAGGGGAAGAAAGCGAAGGAGAAGCAGGACUUCAACGAGAUCUUUGCUCCCACUGCCAAACCCCCUACCCUCCGUGUCUUGUUGGCAGAUGUAGUCGUUAGUGGGAAAUUCAUCAUUCAGAUGGAUAUAUCAACGGCAUUCCUCAACGGGAUUUUAGAGGAGGAGGUGUUCAUGACGCAGCCGCCUGGGUAUGAGGAUGGUACGGGCAGGGUGUGCAAGCUGAAAAAGUCCAUCUACGGCUUGAAGCAGGGGGAGAAGCUGGUGCUGUUUCUGGUCUAUGUGGACGACAUUCUUCUCUUCAGCAGCAGCAUGAAGGAGAUCCAGAAAGUGCAGCAGCAGCUGAUGGAAAACUUCAAGUGCAAGAACCUUGGGGAGGUAAAGUACUACCUCGGGAUGCACGUGGAGAGGGAUCCUGAUCACAGGUGGUUGAAGCUGCACCAGGAGAAGUUCAUCAAGGAGCUGGGGGAGAAGUAUGGGAUUGAGAAUGAGCGCAAGGUUGCAACUCCCCUGCCAGCAGAAUUCAAGCUUGUGAAGGCUGCAGAGGAUGAAGGGGUUGAAGCUGAGGAGCAGCAGCAAUUUCAGUCCUUGGUGGGCAGCCUCUUGUAUGCAGCGGUUCACACGAGGCCCGACAUCUCUUUCUCGGUUGGGCAGCUGGCUAGGGUGGUGCAGAAUCCAUCAGAGGAGCAGGUGGAUACAGCUGAGCGUGUGGUGAAGUAUCUGAACUCUCACCCAACCAUUGGAGUUCAAUACUCCGCAUCUGCACAGGUGAAGCAGAAAGGGAUGGAGGUGCUGAAAGAGAAGGGGGAGAGGCUUGGAGAAGGCAAGCUCUUUCUAACUUGCUUUACCGAUGCUACUUGGGCUUCUGAGAAGGAGGAUUCCUCAUCUGUAGGAGGAUACAUCUGCGUAGUUGGAGGUCUAAGAAGCAGACGGAGACGGCACUCUCUUCCGUAG
Molecule: messenger RNA, 2574 nt
Organism: Closterium sp. Yama58-4
Lineage: Eukaryota; Viridiplantae; Streptophyta; Zygnematophyceae; Desmidiales; Closteriaceae
Source: the annotation of a GenBank genome assembly